This is a messenger RNA of Lactuca virosa, 2118 nucleotides long. Lineage: Eukaryota; Viridiplantae; Streptophyta; Magnoliopsida; Asterales; Asteraceae. The record is from the annotation of a GenBank genome assembly.
AUGCGUUUUCUGUUAAUUCACUGCCGAACAUAUUGCUCAAAUGUUACGAUUUCAGAGAAUCUUCAUAUUGCACGGUAUGGCCGCCUUGGCCAAAUUCACAAUGCUCGCCAAGUAUUCGAUGGUUUACGGGAAAAAAACAUCGUGUCUUGGAACUCCAUGGUUGCAUGUUAUUUCCAAAACAACCAACCCAAUGAAGCCCGGAAUCUGUUCGAACAAAUGCCUGAAAGAAGCACUGUUUCUUGGAACGGUUUGAUUUCUGGAUAUGUCAAGAAUAGGAUGGUAAAGGAAGCCCGAGAAGUGUUCGACAAAAUGCCUCACAGAAACGUUAUUUCCUGGACUGCAAUGAUUAGAGGAUAUAUACAAGAAGGUUUAGUUUCUGAGGCUGAAACACUUUUCUUGAAGAUGCCCGAAAGGAACGUCGUGUCUUACACAGUGAUGUUCGGUGGCAUUAUUCAAGAUAAUCAAAUCGACAAAGCUCGUGAACUUUUCAACACCAUGCCAGUGAAAGAUGUGGUUGCUUGGACAAGCAUGGUUGGUGGGUAUUGUCAAACAGGUCGUUUAGCUGAAGCACGCCAACUGUUCGAUGAAAUGCCUGAAAAAAACGUAUUCUCUUGGACCACAAUGAUUUCAGGGUAUGUCCAAAACAACCAUGUAGAUAUUGCUAGAAAACUCUUUGAAGUAAUGCCCAACAAAAACGAGGUCUCAUGGACUGCAAUGCUUAAUGGCUACACACAGUGUGGAAGAAUGAACGAAGCCAUGGAGCUUUUCAAUGCCAUGCCUUACAAAUCUGUAGUUUCAUGUAACGCCAUGAUAUUAGGGUUUAGCCAGAAUGGGGAUGUAGAUAAAGCAAGAAACAUAUUUGAUCAAACAAUAGAAAAGGAUAAUGCAACAUGGAGUACAAUGAUAAAGACUUAUGAAAGACACGGGUUUGAAUUAGAAGCAUUAAGAUUAUUCACAUCAAUGCAAACUCAAGGAGUUAAACCGAAUUUCCCUUCUUUGAUUAGCAUCCUUUCUGUUUGUUCUAAUCUUGCGAAUCUUGAUCAUGGUAGACAAAUUCAUUCUCAAUUGGUUAAAAAUUUGUGUGACACCGAUGUAUAUGUUAACUCAGUUUUGAUCACAAUGUAUGUAAAAUGUGGAAAUCUUGUAAAGGCCAAGAUUGUAUUCGAUAAAUCUCCCAACAAAGACAUUGUGAUGUGGAAUUCCAUGAUUACAGGGUAUUCACAACAUGGAUUAGGAGAAGAAAGUUUGAAACUUUUUGAUAAAUUAUGUUCUUUAAGCAUAUCACCAGAUGAUGUUACUUUCAUAGGAGUUCUUUCAUCUUGUAGUUACACAGGAAAUAUUGACAAAGGUGUUGAAAUAUUUAACUCCAUGAAAUUAAAACAUUCAAUCGACCCAAAAACCGAACACUAUGCAUGCAUGGUGGAUUUACUUGGAAGAAAUGGUAGGUUAGAUGAAGCAAUGAGCUUAAUCAAGAACAUGCCUAUGGACCCUGAUGCUAUCAUAUGGGGUUCUUUAAUGGGUUCUUGUCGAAUUCAUAUGAAUCUUGAAAUGGCUGAAAUUGCAGCUAAGAAAGUUAUAGAGCUUGAGCCAACAAAUUCGGGUCCUUAUAUCUUGUUAUCAAACAUAUAUGCUUCAAAGAAAAAAUGGUGUGAAGUUGCGGAUGUUAGAAAAAGGAUGAGAUUAGAGAAGGUGAAGAAAUCGCCUGGUUGUUCAUGGAUAGUUAUUGAGAAACAAGUUCAUAUGUUUAGAGGGGGUGAAAGUGAAAAUAGUAGUCACGUUGAGUAUGAUUUGAUUAUACAAAUGUUGGAGUAUUUAAUGGGGUUGAUAAGAGAAGCUGGAUAUUGUCCUGAUGGGAGAUUUGUAUUGCAUGAUGUUGAUGAAGAAGAAAAGGUGCAUAGUUUAGGGUAUCAUAGUGAGAAACUUGCUGUUGCUUAUGGGAUUUUGAAGGUGCCAAAAGGGAUAGUGAUUAGGGUUAUGAAGAAUCUUAGGGUUUGUGGAGAUUGUCAUUCUGCUAUUAAGUUGAUAUCGAAAGUUGUGAGUAGGGAGAUUGUGUUAAGAGAUGCAAAUAGGUUUCAUCAUUUCAAAGAUGGGGUUUGUUCUUGUAGGGAUUAUUGGUGA